Trichophyton benhamiae CBS 112371 is the source of this 1077-nucleotide messenger RNA. RefSeq lists its product as uncharacterized. The transcript has 2 exons. NCBI's taxonomy places the organism in Eukaryota, Fungi, Ascomycota, Eurotiomycetes, Onygenales, Arthrodermataceae. Gene Ontology annotation, cellular component: membrane. The coding region runs from base 1 to 1077 and encodes 358 amino acids. The record is from RefSeq and is a predicted model, not a curated record.
AUGCUCUGCCCUCGAACUAUUCUGCUGAUAUUAUAUUAUACAGUUCUGGGCAGUCUUUUUGUGUAUGCUCCCAAUAAAGUCGCCCCUGUCAUAUUUGCUGUUGCCUAUGCCCUCUCUGCGGCGGGCCAUAUCUGGCAGUGUUUUUAUGUUCACGGUGGGCUAUUCCAUGAGAGAAUAUGGCUCCUUCAACUAUAUAUACACAGGAGAUAUGACAACCCUCAUUAUCUUCAUCCUUGGACAGGUCUUUAUAUAUGUUUGCCCGUCAGUGCUCUGCAGAUCAGUGGUAGCAAUUAUCCAUAUUCUGUGAGAGCUAACUAUAUAACUAGUCCGCUUCUCGAACUUGCCAAUUACCACGUACUCGGGAGAGUCCUUUACUAUAUCCCUCAUCUUGCGCCAUUUCCUCCGGGCAAGGUCGUGUCCACGUUUGGACUGAUAAUGCUAAUCGUUGAGACUUUGAACGCGCUGGGUGUUGCACUUAGCUCUAACCCGUCAGCAGAUUCGAGCCAGCAACACCUUGGAAGCAGCUUGACCAUCGCAGCUUUAUCCCUUCAGUUUGCGGUCAUAUUGACGUUUCUCGCACUCGCAAGCAUUCUGCAUCGCCGCUGUGCCAAAGCCCAGAUACUUUCCGUAUACUAUCGCCCUAUUAUCACCAUGUUAAUCACGCUGUAUAUGAGUAUGGCCUUGAUCCUCAUUCGCUGCAUCUAUCGCCUGAUAGAACAUCUGGGGAACACAGCUGUGGACCUGGAGGAUAUAGAGAAACUCAAAAAUUUGAGCCCUAUCCUACGUCAUGAAUACUACUACUAUAUUUUUGAAGCCUCCCUCAUGCUGGUCAACUCUGUCCUGUGGAACAUAUGGAACCCUUCCCGCUUUUUGCCUUCCAACCACCUCAUUCAUGUUGCAAAAGAUGGUAACGCGGAAACUAUUGCUGAUCAGGGGAAGGAUGAUCGGUCCUUGUUAGCAAAACUCGGCCAUAUCUUAACAUUCGGCGUACUCUUUGGCAGGAAGACAGCAAGCCAGCCUCGGGAUGAUCAUGCUGCAUACGAGAUGCUACCCGGAUUGCGAAGCGGCCAAAACUAG